GUCUUAGCAGGUGGAGUUCCCUGUGGAGCGAUGGGGUGGGCCAAUCACAGUUCCCUGAUGGGUUUCAUCCUUCUAGGCUUCUCAGACCACCCUCGCCUGGAGGCUGUCCUUUUUGCAUUUGUCCUUUUCUUCUACCUCCUGACCCUUGUGGGGAACUUUGCCAUCAUCAUUGUCUCCUAUCUGGAUCCCCUUCUGCACACUCCUAUGUACUUUUUCCUUAGAAACCUCUCCUUACUGGACCUCUGUUUCACAACUAACCUUGCUCCUCAGACCUUAGUGAAUCUGCGAGGACCAGAGAAGACUAUCUCUUAUGGUGGUUGUGUGAUGCAACUCUAUAUUUCUCUAGCACUGGGCUCCACUGAGUGUAUCCUCUUGGCUGUGAUGGCCUUGGAUCGCUAUAUUGCUGUCUGUAAACCCCUCCACUAUGUGGUCAUCAUGAGCCCACAGGUAUGCCAACAGUUGGCAUCUGUGUCCUGGCUCAGUGGUUUGGCCAAUUCCCUGAUCCAUGCAACUUUUACCUUGCAAUUGCCUCUUUGUGGCAACCACAGGCUGGAUCAUUUUAUUUGUGAAGUACCAGCUCUUCUGAAGUUGGCUUGUGUAGACACCACCAUCAAUGAAUUGGUGCUUUUUGUUGUCAGCAUCCUGUUCCUUGUAAUCCCACCAGCACUCAUUCUUCUCUCCUAUGGCUUUAUAACUCGAGCUGUGCUGAAGAUCAAAUCAGUAGAGGCAAGACACAAAGCCUGCAGCACCUGCUCCUCCCAUCUUACUGUGGUGGUCAUUUUCUAUGGCACCAUAAUCUACAUGUACCUGCAACCCAGUGACAGUUAUGCCCAGGAUCAGGGGAAAUUCAUCUCACUCUUCUAUACCAUGGUGACCCCAACCUUAAAUCCCAUCAUCUAUACUUUAAGGAACAAGGAUGUGAGAGAAGCUCUGAAGAAACUCCUGUCAGGAAAACUGUGUUCACUAUGAGCAUGAUAUGCAA
Molecule: messenger RNA, 982 nt
Organism: Otolemur garnettii (small-eared galago)
Lineage: Eukaryota; Metazoa; Chordata; Mammalia; Primates; Galagidae
Product: olfactory receptor 2G3
Exons: 1
Coding region: 31-969 (312 amino acids)
Biological process (GO): G protein-coupled receptor signaling pathway
Cellular component (GO): membrane
Molecular function (GO): G protein-coupled receptor activity; olfactory receptor activity
Source: RefSeq, a predicted model, not a curated record